Messenger RNA from Zophobas morio, 6413 nucleotides. RefSeq lists its product as uncharacterized. The coding region runs from base 541 to 5478 and encodes 1645 amino acids. Gene Ontology annotation, biological process: negative regulation of transcription by RNA polymerase II. Gene Ontology annotation, molecular function: transcription corepressor activity; protein binding. NCBI's taxonomy places the organism in Eukaryota, Metazoa, Arthropoda, Insecta, Coleoptera, Tenebrionidae. The transcript is spliced from 7 exons. The record is from RefSeq and is a predicted model, not a curated record. Gene Ontology annotation, cellular component: nucleus.
UUCGAGGUCUCGCAGCCGUCGCCUCCGUGUCGCUCGCGCCGCCAACCGACAAAAGUGUAAUUUUUGAGUGAAGCGUCGCGCCCAGCCAUGGACGUCUCUCGGCCUACCCCGCUCGCGCCCUAGCAGCCCCCCGCCCCCGCGAUGCGCCGCCGUGCACUGUGACUACGCUGUGUUUACUCGACGAUAACUCGGUGUGAUUGUGGUGUGUGACUAUUUUGGUUCCUGCCAUCGCUGCCACGUCGCCGCCGCUGGGCUAUUUUGGGCGGCAGAACCGAUCGAGGUGGUGCGAGUGCCAUUUUCGCUACUCUUUGUGAAGUGCGAGUGACAGUGAUUUGGAUUACGGUGUGUCUUUGUGGAUUACAGCGGAGAGGGAUUGAAUGGACUAUCAACUAUCGGACCUUAAUCACUUCGGCCCAGUUUUUUAAAGGAUGACUUCAGCCUUCUCCAUGCCGGCCCUGUGCUGGCUGCGCGUAACGGCCGGCUAACCCAGCAGUCUUUCUCUUGACUAAGUUGGAAUCAAGCAGGUGUAACCUGCAGGUCAUGGAUGUUACCUUCACAAACGUGUUGGAGGGGGCGCGUCAGUAUUUCCAGGGCCUGCCCGCGGCGACGAGCUCCACGUCGGCGGGCCCCGCGUACUCGAAUAACCCGUCUGAGGGCGGUCUGCACCGCGAGCCCGAGCACCAGCCCGAGCUGCCACCGUCGUCCGGCGCCUACUGGCCCCCGCAGGAGGCCAGCCGACCCCCCACGCGCGAGCAGACCCCCAUCCAGAGGCCGCCGUCGCUCCAGUCGGACACCUCCCGCCCGCCGUCGCACUCCCAGUUGGCCAACCACUACCAGUACCAGGAGCAAGGCCAGUUCCAGUUCCCCCGGCCGCACUCGCGCGAAGCCCCCUCCAACCAGUACCAGCAGCAGUACCAACAGCGGGUGACCCCGCCCACGUCCCAGUACCACCAGUUACAAAAUGUCGGCUACUACCAGCAGCAGCAGAAGUCGUACUACCAGAUGCAGGGGAAGGUCGCCAACACGGGGUACAAGGCGCCGGCGAGUCAGGCGCAGGAGAACCCCUACUACAAGCACCUGUACACCUCGCACGCGCAGACCGGGGGACAAGUACAAGUACAAUACGCCGCCCAGAAAGUGGAGGGGAAGCAAGAGGGGGUCAAUCAGAUGCAGGGGACGUCGCAAGGGGGGUACCGGGCGACGCACAACCUCCCCCCGAUCGCGUCGCUAGCCCACAUCAGUUACCAUUCCAAUCGGGGCGGCAGGGACUUGGUGCGCACUGCCGUCCCCAAAACGAAGACGGCCCCCACGAACUCCACGAGCCAAGCGGCGCCCAAGCCGGUCAGCGCUUCCACGACGCAACAGUACCACCAGUACCAACAAUACGCGGCCAACCAGAGGCUUCCCAUGAGUCAGAACUACCAGUACGGCACGACCACCACGCAAAACUACACGCAAGUCAUCAUGACCACUUCCAACUCCACGAGUUACGCGGCUCCAGUGCAGUCUUCCUCGCAGUACUACCAAAAAGCGCCGACCCAAAAUAGCCAGAAUAGUCACAACAGUCAGAAUCAGAAUAGUCAGAGUAGUCAGAGUAGUCAGAAUGUGAAUGGGAGAAUCGCACCGGUGGUCAAGCAGAAGCGCGAAUCCCCUCUAGACUUGUCGGUGAAGACUGUCCGGACUCCAGCGGACUCCACGCUGGAUGAUGAAGACCGCAAGUUCUACACGAAUCGAACUGCGGUCAACUACCCCACGUACGACGUCUACGCGAACUCGUUCCAGAGGACGGCGGCGAAUCGCCAACAGGUGCCGACGGCGACCGCCCCCAAAAUGGACUUUCACCCGAAUUUUAACGUAACCUCGCUGAAUCAAACCAUGAACUAUAACAGACGGCCGGUGAGUGUGGCGGAGAAGCAGACGGCCAAUACCCAGAGGGUUAACUACGGGAGUACGAAUCGGUACCCGACGGUCUCGGUACCGACGGCCGCCCACGUCAAUUCUUACAUACAAGGGUCCCCGCAGAAGCGCGAGAACCUACCACGGGUGGACUUCUCGCCGCAGAAGUCCCUCAACAUGUACCAGAUGCCCGAGCAGAAGAAACGUCCCGCAGACACAGCACCAUCCAUCAUCCCGAAUAAAAUGACCAAAGUAGACGUAUGGAAGCAACGAAUGGAUCAACAAAUCGAACAAAGAAUCAAUUCGUACCAGCAACAACAAGCGAAGAAGGCGCUGGUAAAUGGGAACUAUAGCACGCCGCAGCCGGUCGCACAAGAGCGACCCAAGGAGGUCUACAACGCAUAUCAAAACAGACAGUACCAACAAUACCCGCAGUACCACAACCAAACCUACGUACCAUCCGCAAGCGUCCACCAGUACCCGGGGUACCAAUACCCCUCGCAACAACAACAACAACAACAACAACAACAGAACUAUAACCUACCCCGAACAAACUCCAAUUCGUCCAUUGCCGCCCCCAGAAACAACAUCGGCGGCGCUGAUAAGCGCGUGCUCUCCUUGUUGCGCAACAGUCUAGAAAUCAAAGGGGCCAAAGAAGCCCAGAAGAAGCUAGAACAAGAACAAAUGAAUCGGUCGUACGAAAAACACCCCUCCACUGACGUCACGGCUCCGUUGCAACCCAAACCCGGCUUUAUUAACCGUCACAACGUGUCCCCUUUCACUCCCACCAAUCUCCCCGACAACAACAACAUGUACAAACUCCACAUCCCCAAAGCUAUCGACUCAGUUAACUUCGAAUCGGAGUCCGGGAAACUCACGGAGAAGCUCGAGGACAGUCAAGCGAUGAUCAGCAACCACGUUAACCCCAACGGGGACUUGGACGGUCUGGCCGCUUUGGUAGCGGCUCGGAUCCGCACCAAAGCCGAGUUGAAACAAGUCAGCGACAAAAUCGAAGGCAACCCUCCCAAACUAUGUAAAGAAAAACAAGCAUUUCCACCCCGGAGACGACUCUUCAGUCGGAACGAGGAAGACGGAGGGUCGAACGUCCCUUUGCGGGACAAAACCGGGCUGAGGAGCUCAUCCGAGACGUCGGUUUUUGAUUUCCCGGAUAGCGACUCCGAGGGGGAGAUGCCUGUUUUGGAACGACAGACUCUGGAAGACAUGAGGAGGGACAGGCGGAGUUCCACGAAACCCACCGAGGUUAAAAUGGAGUCGCCACGAUCCAGCAGUCCUGAUGACGCCUUCACCCAAGCGUGCGACAGCUUCGUGGAGCAGCUGAAGAACGGAAGCGGCAAGAAGCGCGGACGGAGGAAAAAGCUGGAGCCCGACGUGUUGGCCAAGCUGGAAAGCGUAACCAAGGAGAGACCUAUUGAUGUAACUAUUAAGACCGAAGCACCGGCUAAGAGUGAAGUCGAAGACGAAGACUCAGAUGUGCCGUUGAGUACGUGCAUGAAAGUGGAGAGUCCCGUCAUGGUGACCAAACAACUAAGCGUGUCUUUGACGGAUAUCAGUCAGCUGAAGGUGAAGGAGGAGCGGGGUAGUUUGAAGGAAGUGUCGUUGACGGUACCGCGGCCCGCUCGCAAACCGGCCUUCGGAGACGGCUCCCACUUCUACCCCGGGUGGGAGGAGGAGGUCUACAAGUACAAGAAGAGUCUGAGGAUGCCGGCGCCCCUCAUCCACGUAACCCGACCGCCACAAUACCACCGCCUAUCCACCUCUUUACCCGACUUAGACCCUUGCCCUAACUCCCCCGUCGCCGACGACCACCCCAAAAACAAAACGAAGAUCAAAAGCGAGAAUAUCGACAGCGACAAUGAAUCAAACCACAGUUUUAACAUAUUCAGUAAGCACAACUACGACUCUGAGGGUAGUUCGUCAAUCAAAAGUCUCCCGAAUACCACGAAGGAGAGCAACUCGAUUCUGGAUAGAUUGUUGGAGCGGUACGGGGCGCGGAAGAAGCGGAAGCACAAACGAAAAGAAGACAGUCCGAAGGUGACCCCCAAGAACGACAAAGUCGAACUAUUACCCACUCCGGGGUUCGAGCGCGAAGACACCGCCAAGAGCAACCCCGAGUUCCGGAAGAAGACCAUCGAGAGUUUCAAGGAAGUCUUCUUGAAGAAGAGUCGCAAGCUGGUGAAACAGAAAGUCAGUAUUAAGGAAGUCUUCGGAGAGGAGCGCCCGGCAUCCGCGCCUCCCGUGACCUGUGUCAACAAUAUCAAAAUCAAAGAAGAACCAGGGGACGAAAUCACUCUGAGCACGCUAAUCAAAAAAGAAGACGACAAUAGCGACUUCGACACGCGACAAAUGCUGAAGAAUAAGUUGUUGAGUCGCGGGCGGAAGGAGAACCUUUUGAAGACGCUCGUGGAUAAGAAAAUCAAAUCGGAGCUCCGCGAUGACGACGACGACGACGACCCCGAGCAGGAUAGUAAGUCGGAGACGCCGUCCAUCGACGGAGACGAAGGAAGUCUAUCAGGGAAGAAACGUAGCAAAUUUAGAAACAUAAGACGUAAAUUUAGUUCAGGGUUUGACUACAUACGUAAGAAGAAGAAGCAGAAGAAGGAUCAAGACGACCCAAGUAAACCCAAAAAAGGUGGAAAGUUCACGUCGAAGAGCAACCCGGGGUCGGUUCAAGACAUCCAGAAGGAGAUCAAAGGCUGGGUUUUGAACAAAGGGAUCGGGGAGACCAUCUUGCAUCGAGCGGCCCGACUGGGAUACACGGACAUUACGGCUUACUGUCUGGAGAAGAUGGAGUGCUCGCCCUCCCCUAAAGACAACGCCGGGUACACACCCUUACACGAAGCCAGUACUAAAGGCAACUUGGCUAUAGCGAAGAUGCUCCUCAUGUAUGGAGCCAACGUGAGCGAGUCAGCCCGAGGCGGCAUCAGACCUCUGCACGAAGCAGUCGAGAACGGCUACGUCGAGAUCGUGCGCUUGUUGCUGUCGUACGGCGCCGACCCCAUGCUGGCCACCUACUCGGGGAACACCCCGCUGUCACUCUGCGCCGACGACACCACCACCAAGCUUCUCCAAAACCACAUUAACGACGUCGAGGGUCAGCCGGGGUCGCCGUGGCAGUUCGCAGGACCCGCUUCCUGCUUCGAUUUGCAAGAAACGGGCUUCGACGUACUGGAGGACGAUCCCACGGCCGAUCCACUCUCCGAAGAAGAGGACCUGGAGUUCGAGGUGUCGGAAAGCGUGCUGCCGAAUCUGUACACCCUCCGGGGGGAGGCGCAGAGCGACAGGUGGAUUCUGUUGCAGGAUUUGUCGAGUAUGCUGAAGAUUAAGUCGAGGGACGCGUUGUUGAGGCAGAUAUGUCCGACGACGAGUAGUUCGAGUGUGAGUCAUAAGAGUGUGUUGAGGGAACUGAAGAUGUCGGACUUUUUGGAGCAAGCGCACUGCUGCCAGUUCUUGAAUAUCGGUGAAAAGAUUAAUACGCGUGCUUCGAAGAUCGCCUUGGUUAAGUAUACGGACAAAGUGAGGGAACUGUUGAAUGUUGAAAAAGUAACGAUUUCGGUUAGGUGACCUACGGAGGAAGACACCUAAAUCUUUUCCGUGAUAUUGUAUUGUUUGUGAUUAAAGAAAUACCUGUUUUUGAUUAUUUUUUUUGUGUAAUAUUUUGGUGCUUUCUAGCAUUAAUGACUUAAUUUUUCUUGAUAGGAAAUAAACGAGUUCUUUAUUAUUGAGUAUAUUAAUGUUUUUUUAGUUAUCGUAUUUAUUGUAUAGAAAGAAUUUUAAUUGAAUUAGUGAAUAGGUUACCAGCUUUUUUAGAUAAUUUUACAACUUAUAGGCUAUGGACAUAUGUUUUUUUCAAUAAAUCAUCGUAAUGAGAGUGUGCAAUUCCUUUUGUAUUUGUCAAGUAACUAGCUUUGGAUGUGUGAUCUUGUAAAAUAAAUAAAUUUGUAUACUAGAAAAUUAUUUUAUACAAAAAAAUGAUACUCACAGUAAAUAAGUAUUGUAAGAUAAUCGUUAUCGUUGAGCUCAGGGAGAUGUACUCUCUUUCAGGAGUACCUACUAAUUAAAAAAUCUACUGUGUAAUUAUGAAUAUUUGUAUAAAUGUAUACUCAUCUAGGAAAACAACAGGUUUCAAAAAUGUACAUAUUUUCUCGACAUCUUCAUGUAUUUUUGUUAUAUAAGGUGAUAGCUUUCAUUUUUUCUAUGUAAUAGAUGAUGUUAUGUCAUGUGACUUAUAUGUGUGCUUGCUUUUCCAAAGCAACUCCACUUGUUUGGCUUAUAAUAACUGGGUAGUUGUACUGUACAGUAAAGAGUUAUCUGUGAUGCGCAUCAGUGGCAAAGUGCAAUGCUUUUUUUGCAGAUGUAUUAAAACAUAUUGUGAUUUUGCCAAUUUGUCCUAUCCGUGUGAAUUUAGAAAGUAUUUUAAUUUAUAAAUCUUUUUUCACAUUUUUUAUGUUUUUUGUUCUAUAUAAAACAUGUGAAAUAUUAAUAAACCAUAUAUCGAA